Rhizopus microsporus ATCC 52813 is the source of this 2786-nucleotide messenger RNA. RefSeq lists its product as uncharacterized. The transcript has 13 exons. Gene Ontology annotation, cellular component: cilium. Lineage: Eukaryota; Fungi; Mucoromycota; Mucoromycetes; Mucorales; Rhizopodaceae. The record is from RefSeq and is a predicted model, not a curated record. Bases 375 to 2543 code for a protein of 722 amino acids.
AGCAGAAAGAAAGAGAGAGAACGGAUGGAGUGAGAUCUGAGUUGUGUCUUGGGAUUUGGAUAAAAGGGCAAACUAACACGAGAUUCUAUUCAUAAAAAGUAACAUUUUCAUAUUGUCAAUAGUCGAUCUCUCCUUAUUUAUUUUUUUCUUGUUCUUUUCUUUCCUUGCCUUUUUUUUUAUCCCUCCUUGAUGAGCUUAGAAGUCAUACCGUUUGAAAUAGCACAUUGUUCUUCGUUUGAGGAAGGGUAUGAACCUGAUCAUUUAGUAGAAUCAGGCAAUGAGGAACUAGAUCCGAAUGAGCAAUACACAGGGUGGCAAACUAAAAAGUACACAUGUCCUUUUUCUUACCUUUUUAUAUAUAAACGCUCAUGAUUAUGUGUAUUUGUAGAUAUCCUGAAUAUCCUCAAGAUCUUAUUGUUCAAUUAAAGAAUGGCCCGAGUAUCAUAUGCAAAGUGCAACUAUUAUCACACCAUUAUAAGAUUGCAUCGCAGAUAGAAUUGUAUGCUGGUAUAACAAAGCAGCAAGAGCAUGAUUCGAUGUUUAUUGAAUUUACUCGAUUGGGCUUUGUUACCUUGGAUAACAAUAACCGCUUCCAAGAUCGUGAGUUAAAAUCAAUUAAAAUUCAAGCGGACUGUGAAUAUCUUCGUAUUGUGAUCCGAGGAUGUCAUGACAAUAGAUUGAACGUUCAUAAACAAGCCUCGUUCUUGGCAUUAAAUAUAUUGGGACAUAAUUCAAUAAUCCCUCCUCCGCUUUCAAACCAUCGCACUUUGACUAAUAAUUUGAGUCAAGAGGAUCAUAAAUCAUCAUCAUUUAAACUACAGACAUGGAUAAAAGUCAUUCAGAACGCUGAAGAAGAGGCAGCGCAAGACGAGGACUAUAAGGAAGCCAAAAUAUACAAAGAACUGGGCGAUAGAUUACUCGGACUUAACAAGUUUUUAUGCAAUCUUGAGCAUGAAAAGCAAGUUGUUGUAGCAAAGAAGGAUUACGAAGAAGCAGAAAAAAUAAAGGAGGACAUAGCUCAAGUCAUGAAAACUGCAGAAACACUCUUGACACAGUGUGGCAUUCAAAUCACGAGUGAAGGAGAACUUUUACCAGCGGAACCAACUACAGUUCAUUUGGGAGAAGAGGAAGAAGAGAGAGAUGAUGCUCAGAUUCCAGCAGAUGAGAUUACUAAUUGGACAAGCUUUGACGCUUUAUCCAUUCAGGAUGGCAACAAGCAGGAAAUCACUAGCCCUUCUUUACUAUCUGCUCGUAUUCCUAUUCCAAUCACAAACACUGAAAGGCAAGCCACUGAAAAGACAUCACCUGCCAAACAACCAGAGGAUCCCGAGAAUACACCAGAGCCACUUACCAAGGAGGACAUGGAAACAUGCAAGCUACCGCUCGAUGUCUUUGGUAUGAACAUGAUUGCUUGUAUUCUGAGCGUCAAGGUCAAAUGCAGACAGAGAGGACUAGGUGAACUGUCAAAGAUCAUUGUUGAAACGGCCGAUCUUAUGAAGCAGGAUGACGCUCAUGUCGAUCCAGAUUUCAUUCAUGCUUCUUUGCUCAUGUUACAAGAGGCUGUGAUGGAUUCACGAGAAUUGAUAUUUAACCAGACGAUACAGAUCUGGUACGAUUUGCAAGAGCUCUGUAGUGCAGGUUUAUUAGACGACAUCAACGUUUUCAGGUGGAUCGAACGAUUCUUUACAGCAGUGCUCUCUCGUACAGCCGACAGCAACGUUCAAAUCAAGACCAAGGCAACGCAGGUCGUACUAGAGCUGAUCAAGGUAUACCACGAUGGUCAGAUGGACCUUAUUCCGCUCUGUAUAAAGGAACGCAUGGUGAGAAACCUCAAGGAGGCCAAAUCACGAGUUCAGCUCGUCAAGUCAAUUACAGAAGAGAUCCUCUUGCCCAUCUAUGACUCGUCCAAGGUGUUCCCUCAUCUAAAGGAUGUAGUCAAUUUUCUGGUAUCUUAUUACAAAAAUCAUCAUCAUGCUGAUGUACGUCAAUCCACUUGGGAAGUGCUUUUAUGCGUUGCACAAAGACUUGAUAUCAGCAUUUUGCGUCCGUACUUGGAUAGUGAUACCAUCAGAUCUCUUGAAAAGGAUGUGAAAAAGAAUGAAAGUAAAGCUACAGUCAAUGAAUUAAGGGCACUGGCAGUAAAAUCAAAUGGUGCCACUGCAAGAAAGCCUCAAAAGGCAUCGAGUGGAUUAGGCUCUAAAGCGGCCGUUAAAAAGCAAACCCAAACCAAAAAGAAGAAAGAACAGAAAAAAGAGGAAAAGAAACCAGAAGAAAACGACGCGUCGCUUUGUCUAUUUUGUGAAGAGCAUAACCCCAAGUUCAACGAAGAUACCCUCAUAACGCAUUAUUAUAACCACUGUCCUGUCUUGACGAAUUGCCCAAUGUGCAAAACUAUACUAGAGGUUUCAACCUUGAGAGAUCACUUACUUGUGGACUGCGAGCGUAGUCAUUUAGUCAAGCAGUGUAAUCAUUGCAAAUACCCUGUACCUGUUGAGCAAUGGCUGCAGCAUACAUUGAAAAACAACUGCACAGGUAAAGGAUAACAGGUUGAUGCAAGAGUACAAUUAAUAUCCAUGAUAUAUAGAAACCUCGGAUAAUCAAACAAGAUGUCCAUUUUGUCAGUCGGACAUGACGAGUUCAACCGAGGCUGAUUGGAGGAUGCAUCUGAUGGAUGAAUGUCCCAAGAAUCCAAGAAGAAGAAAGCAGAAAUAGAAAAAAGUGAUAAGAAAGCAUUUAUUAAUGUUUUAAACCAUUAGACCUGGCUUAUUUAAGCUUAAAUUUUCAUU